This is a messenger RNA of Poecilia reticulata (guppy), 4731 nucleotides long. RefSeq names its product leucine rich repeat containing 75Bb (gene lrrc75bb). The record is from RefSeq and is a predicted model, not a curated record. NCBI's taxonomy places the organism in Eukaryota, Metazoa, Chordata, Actinopteri, Cyprinodontiformes, Poeciliidae.
ACAUUCAACAGUCUGCUGCAUGACUCUCGCUCCCAAGCUGAGCAGCAGCUCUCCGUCUGAUUGGCUGAGAAGAGCUCAAGCUCCGAGUGGAGGCAAAGGAUGCCAGAGUGCUCAGGCAGUGCAUGGAGAGGGAUGCAUGCAGGGGACGUCGGCGACACGGACAGCGCACCGUUAUGUGCUUUUGCAGCGCGUUCAUAAGCAGCUUUGCAACUUUCAAGCACACGUCUGAUGCGCGUCCAGUCCCGUACGGAGCAGCUUAGGUGUGAUGUUUUGGCCGCGUGUUGCACAAGCCCUGCUCCCGCUCAGUUCCACCGCCGCCGACACGUCCUCCCUGGAGUGAUGGGCUCCAAGUUAACCCGACAAAGAAGUCUGGAUUUUGAGAGCAAAUUGACCAAAAGGAGACACCAGCGGAAUGAUCAGCCCAAAGAGGAGGAGAGAAGUGGCGGCAGGAGCGGCGGAGACUUCUUGUUUACAUCCCUGAUGCUCAAGUCCGACAAGCUGCCGGGGAUGCUGCGGAAAACCAACCAGAGCCCGUAUGUCAGACGGGUGGCCUGGGUCCGGGAGAUCCAGAGGAUGCUCCGGGAGCACAAGAUGGAGCAAGCAGGUGAAGUGCUCAAACUACUGAGGAAGGAUUUGGGACUGCAGGGAUCGUCGCUGAACGACAUUUUGUACAAGAACGCAGCUUUUCUCAACCUAGUGGACCCCAUUUCUCACGAGCUGCUGCUCAGUCUCGCCCGGGACCUGCAAUGCCCAAAACGGGAGACUGAGUCACUCAAAUCCACCAACAAGAUCUGCCGCCAGCUGAUUUACCACUUGACCCCUCACUCCAAAUGGUCUAAACAGAGCGUGCCCAGAAGGAAGUCCCAGGCAUGUCUGAAGACCACCCUGAAGAAGCGUCUGUCCGGUGACGUGGUGAACCUGUCGGGAAUCCCGCUGUCCGGACGCGACGUCCACCGCGUGGCCUUCUACCUGCAGACCUGCAGCGAGGCGGUGUCGGCCGUGGACCUGAGCUUCACCGAGCUGCAGGACGACAGCUUGCGUCUGCUGCUGCCCUACCUCAGCUGCCUGCCCAAACUGACCACGCUGGCCGUCAACGGCAACCGCCUCACGGCCGCCAUACUAAAAGACCUGAAGGAGACGGUGAAGGACCCCAGGAAGUUCCCCAGUCUGGCCUGGAUCGACAUGGGCAACAACGUGGACGUCUUCACCGUCCCGCAGCCGCUGCUCGUGGCCCUGCGGCGCCGCUUUGGUUUGCGCAGCAGCCUGCCCACCAUCUACGAGUACAGCGAGGCGCAGGUGUUUGGUAGCUACAACCCAAACAUGGAGACGUCUGUGGAGGAACCCAGUCUGUAUGAGGAGGGGGAUGUAGAGGAAGACGAUAGAGUGGAGGAGGAGGAAGAGGAGGAGGACAGACUGGAGCUUCGAGCCUGGGGCUUCAGAGAGGAAAACAUGUCAAAGAAUGGGCCGCUCCACUUCUGUGGGAGGUGAUCGCCCAGGGCGGCUUUCUUUUAGACUGGCAGCCUCUUGUAUCCUCAAGUCUAGCCUGCUCUGCUGGAGUGGCAGGAGAUGCUGACGUUGACCCACACGCUUCUGAAAAUAACUUUAAAAUGAGUAACCGUGUUGUGUGUCCCUGUGGACGCUCCGAACACUGCAGACAGCUCUGUGCUUUUACAGUCAGUAAGAAUAAAUUUGUACACUGAUUUAAUCUUUAUUUAUCCAGGGAGGUUUAACUGAAUAGGCUUGUUGUUUUCCAGUGCAACAUGACUGUAAGACUGGGAGAUUUCCUGUAAAGACUCUCCCGGUUUUCCAAAACUGUCCACUGGAGCCACUUGGGAAUUAAGUGCCUUAAACACAGGCACAUCAGGAGGAGCUGCUGAAGAAGACAGGAUCAUUACAUGACUUUUUACUUUAUGUAGGGGUAAAGCUGCUAGAAUCAAGGAUAAAUAUAAACCUGACGCUGUAAAUAUAUUACAACAUCUUUCCAAUUAAAAGCCCCUUUAUUUAUUUAUUUCCCCUGUUGCAGAAAACGCAGAAAGAGGGCAAAGGUUGCUUAGAAAUGUACAGUAAUUUCAAUACCUCAAAACAAUGCAUUUUCAUCUGCAGAUAACAAAACUGUAAAAAGAAUAGAAUAGAAUAGAAUAGAAUAGAAUAGAAUAGAAUAGAAUAGAAUAGAAUAGAAUAUGUAGACUUUUGAAAUGAAAUUGGGGAAGACAAUAUAAGAAUUAAGGGGAAAAAAAGGCUGAAGAAAUAAAUACAUUUAAACAUGGAUUUUCUUCAAAAUAAAUACUUAAAAAGUUACCAAAAGAAUCCAUAAGACAAUAAAAACCAGAAGUAAAUAAAAUGCAUAUAAAAAAAUAAGUAGAUAAACUAGGAUAUGUAAAACUGCUACCACAUUUAACCAGCCGUUUAUAUAUUUUUACAAUUUUUUGCCGUCCCAUACUUUACCCUACAUGUGACUCCUCAAAGACAAUAAAGCUCAAAGUCAGCUUUAUUGUCAGUUUGCUGCAUUUGCCAGAUUUGAGAAUUCGAUCCCGAUAAUCACACAAUGCGACACACGAUAAGCAACAUCUGAAGGAAAGCACCAUAGCAACAAACGGCAACAUUAAAACAGCUGAAAUCUAUUCAGUGAGUUUCAAAAAAUUGUCUACAAUGCAUCAGUUGUUUGUUAAAAAAAAUCCCCCCAAAAAAUGAAUAUUUAACUUCUCGUAAUGUUGUGAAACUUUCUGCUGAGCUUCCUGGAGCUUCUUCUGAUUCAACUUGACUUCAUUCCAGAUAGUAACAAAUUAACACAAAGCAAAUCUUCUGAAACAAGAUCACACACUGAUGGUGUUUGGCAGAGACUUUUUGCCAUUGAAUGGAGCGAACUGUCGAUCUGUGACUUCUCUCCCGGCACAGGCCAGAGGAAGGACACCAGAAUAUUUUUGUGUUAUUCGAGGUAGCGAGAAGCAGAGCAAAACUUUUAUCAUUUUGCAUAAUGCUGUGAUCCCUGUUGAUCAGAUCAGGAGAGGCUCGCAAAAGAAACAACAGCGUCAACAAUUAUCAUGCUGUAAUGGUUGUAGGGCCAUUUUUAUAAAAAAUGUAAUGGCCGCAAGUCCUAAAACUGUAUUUGGCAAAAAAUAUGCAGGCAGAGAGUCACCUCAUUAAUAUUAAACCCAAUGUAAAACAUGAUUUCUCACCCACGGGGUGAUGGACUGGUCGGAAUAACAAUCGGUGCUGAGCUGCACAGGGAGAACAGAGACGAGGCUUCAGGGAAAAGGAACGUGAACGUCCUCCAGUCAUCCAGAUAGAUCUAGAAGAUGUAGACCAUCUCUGAAGAUGGCUCUAUGUGGGAUACACGCUGAAUGCCAUCGUCCAGCCUGGUCAAAUGUGAAGAAAAAAUGUAAAAACUGUGCCUGGAGUCAAAGGAGUCGGAUGCAAAGCAGUUUUAGCUUUAUUUUUAGUAAAUGAACAAAACCGGGCUGAGAUUAGCGAGAAGUAUUUACGUUUUAACAAUUUAAUAAGUUUCAUUUCAUUUGCAUUCUCUAACGUCCAUUCUGCUGUCCCAUGUUAGUGAGGUAGUGAUGCAUUUGAACAGUAUUUUUGCUUUGGCUUAUGUGAUUUUCACCAUGACUCAUUAAGAGGAAGAUACAGUUGUUUCCAUUUCUUCCCGACAAUACGAUUCACUUGUCGUACUUCUGUGAACGAUACAUCUGCAGCCGCUGCUAAGUGUCUUUGCAGAGAAAAGCCAUGUCCUGACACACACACUCAGACCUCACACACAGUAUUCGGGUGCGAGCCGCUGAUGAACUGAUUACUGCCUCUAUCAGGCCUCGUUAUCCCCCUUCUGUCACAGAUGGUGUGCAGAGCUUCGAUUUUUUUUCUCUUUUUUUCUUAUAAAAUAGGACUGGCCCCAGAUAAUUUUGGCCAGUGAUGAUUUCUGAACGUCUCUAUUUCUGAAUUUGACUGAGAGGAAGAGGAACGAUCCCCGUUUUUAGGAUUUAACCACCAUGUAGACCACAACAAGCAGCUCUGCUUUUUCUGUUGCUGUACAGGAAGCUCUUUGUUGUAGCAUGAAAACAAUCUUUCUUUUGUGGACUGCAGUUUUUUGGGGUUUUUUGUAUUGAUGUUAAUGUUUUGUGUUGUUUUUAAGCAAAUAGCUGUGACUUAGGGUAGAGAGAAUUUCUUCAAGCGAACUAGUUUUUCAGUAAAUUUCAGCAUUUGGGGGUAAAUUAUAGACAAAAAUUGAAGCUUGUGUCUUGCCUGCAAACAAUGUGGUAGGGUUUGUUUUAUUUCCUGCUUAUUAUUUUGUGAACAUCUGCUUCCUUGUCUUCUGAGAGCAGGACGGCAGAUUUGUGUGCUUGCGUAAGUUUCUGUGAGAAGGUAAUUAGAGUGUGUCUGUUUAUGUUGUGGACACACGGAGUAAAUUGCUACCUUUGAUCGUAGAAAUGAAAUGUUUGCUCAUUUGCACUUUUAAGAACGACUCGGUCCCCGUAUGCAUAAUUUGUUUUUGCUUUGUUUUUUUUUUUAUUAUUGUGACUCACUGGCACAAAAACAAGCACCUCAGUUGUGUGUCCUAUAAACUGAUUCUUUUUCUCAACUUCUUUGGUUUGUAACCUUUUUAUUAACCUUGGUGUUGUGAUACAAUCAUUUGUGUAUCUGCUCAGUCUUGGUUUUUGCUUUUCUGGCUCAUUUCUAAGGUGGAAAUAGUGUUUGCCUGCAGCUGCUUAAAAUAAAGUGUUUUCCAUAAGAUAA